UGAGCGGAUAUUCCGUCGGGAGGUGCAGGUCCCGGGGCUGGUGGUGAUGAGGGACGUGUCCAUCGCCAAGUCAGAGUUCAUCCCUGACCAGAAGGCCAUCUCCAAGCUGCAGGACAUCCAGGAAGAGCCUGAGUUAUUCCGCUACUAUAGCCUGCCUCAGUGUCUGAAGUACAUCCUGUUGUUUCACUGGUCUAACAUCAUGGCCAUGCACACCAUGCUGAUCAACAAGCCCCCAGACACAGGUAAUAGGACAUCUCGUCACUCCAUGCACCAGGACCUGCAUUAUUUUCCAUUCUGUCCGGCGGACCGUAUUGUGUGGUCCUGGACCGCCAUGGAGAAGGUUCACUCCCUGGUGGUCCUUCCUGGUUCUCACCAUGGCACCCUCAAAGAACACAACUACCCAGAGUGGGAGGGCGGGGUCAAUAAGAUGUAUCACGGUGUCCGUGACUACGACCCAAAUCAUCCCAGGGUGCACCUGGAGAUGGAGAAAGGAGACACAUUGUUCUUCCACCCUCUAUUGACCCAUGGAUCUGAAAUGAACCAGAAGCAGGGCUUCCGCAAGGCCAUCUCCUGCCACUAUGCCGGAGCUAACUGCUACUCCAUUGACGUGAGGGGAACCACCCAGGAGAACAUAGGCCAGGAGGUGUACGAGAUCGCAGCAAGCAAAUAUGCUGUUGAAGACGCCACAUUCGAGGAUACCUGGGCUGUAAGGGGCCGUCUGGUGCAAGGGGAUAGGACCAAUCUUUGAGAGAGCCCGCCCACCGCAGUGUGAUGGUCACUCACCACUAACAACCUACCAAUCAAAGGAGAUUGAAAAAAGUUGACAAAUCCACCAGCCAAUAAACAGAGUCUCAGUGACAGGAGUCCUUUAUUCAUUGGGCGAGAGAGAGUGUCCAAGAGUCCAGUCAGGGAUGUUUUCUGGGUGUGUUCAAAAUAUUAAACUAAAUGGAUGUUAAUUGCACAGUUAAACAUUGAUUGAAGUAAUCAUCUUCUGCCUGACAAUAAAGUACUUAC
Molecule: messenger RNA, 1014 nt
Organism: Oncorhynchus nerka (sockeye salmon)
Lineage: Eukaryota; Metazoa; Chordata; Actinopteri; Salmoniformes; Salmonidae
Product: phytanoyl-CoA dioxygenase, peroxisomal-like
Exons: 7
Coding region: 47-748 (233 amino acids)
Biological process (GO): fatty acid alpha-oxidation
Molecular function (GO): phytanoyl-CoA dioxygenase activity
Source: RefSeq, a predicted model, not a curated record